AUGUCUAGCAAAGAUAGCUGGCCCCCUCCCCCACCGCAAGAACAGCCUCAGCAACAGUCCUCUCAACAGCAGCAGCCUCAGCAGCAGCCCUCGGGCGGGCCUCUUCCUCCAUCAUCAUCAUCCCAACAGCAGCAACAUAGACCUCAUCCAUAUACAAGUGGAGCUGGACAGACACAACCUCCUGUUUUACCCCCUCCUCCUUCCAUGAGCUCGGGCGGGUCAACUUUUUUUAAUCAAGCAGCAUCGCAUCCUAUGUCACUUCCUACAUUAUCAACAGGUUCUCACCCGUCUUAUUCUUUACCAUCUAUGCAAUCGAUGUCUGGACCACCGCCUUCCGGAGGUAAUAUGGGCCCCCAACAGCAAAGGGAGUCCCAACAAGCCUCCCAGGGGCCCCCACAGCAGCCUCAAAAUUCGCAGCAACAGCAACAACAACAGCAGCAAGCUCAACAGCAACAGCAACAGCAACUACAACGCUCUGGAUUGCCUUCAAAUAGCCCUGCACAGACUGCACUCGUCAUGCAGACAUCUCCACCGGUAGUUACACAAAUGCCUCUUUUGAAUUCGUCCCAGGGACCUCAUCUAGGUCAACAGCAGCAGCAACAACAAGGCCCCGGGGGACCUCCCACUCACGCAUUAUCAAGCAUUCAGAAUUCUAUCUCCGUGCAACAACAACAACAGCAACAGCACCAAGGAGGAAUGAAUCAGGCGGUUAAUCAGGCUCAGAGUCAAGCCCAGGCGGCGGCCUCUCAAAUGCCCCCAUCCGCAACCGGACCCGGAAAUGGGCCCGGGGGCCCUAUUCUUAAUGAUGCUUUGUCAUAUCUCGAUCAGGUCAAAUAUCAAUUCCAGGAAGAGCCGGAUGUGUAUAACAACUUUCUGGAUAUCAUGAAAGAUUUCAAGAGUCAGGCAAUCGAUACCCCUGGGGUUAUUGACCGUGUUUCUACCCUAUUUAGCGGUCAUCCGAGCCUGAUACAGGGUUUUAAUACCUUUUUACCUCCUGGGUACCGUAUCGAGUGCUCCCAAGACCCAAGGGACACUAAAAUAACUGUUACCACCCCAUCUGGAAUUCAUCACGCCUCAUCGGGGGGUGAAGUCUCAAUUGGCGGUGGAAAUGGGAUACCCUUGUCUAGCGCUUCCCUCAAUGGUAAUGGGAAUGGCCCCGGACAACCUGCUCACUCACGAUUUUACGAACAGCAAGGCAGUAGAUGGGGCGGUGGUGGUGUGGAUAAUGUCAUGUACGGUUCCUACGGUCCCGGGGUUCCUGGUCCUGGGCAGCAGCAGCAACAACAGCAACAACAGCAGCAACAGCAGCAACAACAGCCGCCUCAGCAGUCAGAGCCACUUUCAGCACAUCAACUGCACCAACAACAGUUGGCGCAACAUGCGCAGGCACAGCAGCAAGCGCAACAGCGACAGGCGCAGCACCAAGCUAGUGUGCAACAAGGUGUAAAUCAACUACAAUCCGCAGCUGCUCAUACUAAUGGGGCCACUGUAAAGGUGCCGGCUGGAUUAAUUGUCCCUCAAGGUCCCGGAACACCUUCUGGUGCUAGCGAUGCCAAAGCAGGAAAAGGUCCCGUCGAGUUCAACCAUGCCAUUAGCUACGUGAACAAGAUCAAGAAUCGAUUUGCACAACAACCGGAAAUCUAUAAGCAAUUUCUUGAAAUUCUUCAGACAUACCAACGGGAGUCAAAGCCAAUCCAAGAUGUUUAUUCGCAGGUUACAGAGCUUUUCAAGACUGCUCAAGAUCUUCUUGAGGAUUUUAAGCAAUUCCUUCCUGAAUCUGCUGCUCAAGCUCGGGCAGCAGCCGCAGCGAAGGCAGCGCUUGCAGAGCAAGACGCAGUAUAUCCAUCUGGAGGUUUAGGGCCGACGGGACCUACAGCGGCAGCACAAACUAGGUUACCACCUGUCGGAAAUUUUGCACCGCCACCGAGCGUUGGGAAAGAAAACAAAGGGAAGAAAAGAGGCCCACAGGUCCCAAUCCAGGAACAGAAAACUGACGCAGCUGCAGCUGGCAGUAGUGUUUUGACAAGUAGAGGCGCGGCCAAGAGGCAUAAAACUGGCGUAAAUAAACCUUCAGUAACAGAACAAUUGGCAGCCGUUUCGCCAACUCUAAUUCCAUUUCAACCUGAACCAUUAGGGCCAUCGCCACAACCUAUGGCAUCGACCGAGGAGUUGGCAUUCUUUGACCGCGUAAAAAAGUUUAUUGGUAAUAAGCAAACUUAUAACGAGUUCCUGAAAUUGCUCAAUUUGUUCUCGCAAGACCUUAUCGGUAAAGAUAUGCUUGUUGAUAAAGUAGCAAACUUCAUUGGUGGCAACAAGGAAUUAAUGGACUGGUUUAAGCGAUUUGUGGGAUGGGAGAGUAGAGAAGAAAUGAUAGACAAUAUCCCACGAUCUCUCAGUAAAGUUAGACUGAGCGUUUGUCGUGGACUGGGACCAAGUUAUCGUUUAUUGCCUAAGCUAGAGGCUCAGAAACCUUGCAGUGGGCGAGAUGAAAUGUGUUGGGAAGUCCUUAAUGAUCAAUGGGCAUCACAUCCCACCUGGGCAUCUGAGGAUUCCGGAUUCGUUGCGCACAAGAAAAAUCAAUACGAAGACAUCCUCCAUCGUAUUGAGGAAGAACGCCACGAUUAUGAUUUCAACAUUGAGGCUAACCUUCGAACAAUUCAACUCCUUGAGCCGAUUGCUCAGAGAAUUGCGGGAAUGACGCCGGAGGAAAAGGCGACUUAUAAACUGCAGUCGGGCCUUGGCGGUCAGAGCAAGACGAUUUACCAACGGAUAAUCAAGAAAGUUUACGAUAAAGAGAAGGGUCUCGAAGUAAUCGAAAUGUUACACAAUAACCCAGUUGCCACUGUUCCAAUUGUGUUGAAACGCCUGAAAUCGAAGGAUGAAGAAUGGAAGGCUGCUCAGCGCGAAUGGCAGAAAGUCUGGCGAGACCAAACUGCAAGGGUAUUCUGGAAGAGCUUAGACCACCAAGGAAUUACGAUCAAGGGUAACGAUAAGAAAGCGUUCACGAUUAAGUCCUUGGUAAACGAGAUUCAGGCCAAGCACAGAGAACAGGUGAACAAGCGGGUUAGUGCCACAACACCUAUACCCGAGUACCAGUUCCAAUAUUCUUUUUCCGACUUUGGCAUCAUCUUAGACGCUAGCAGGUUGCUGGCUGUUUCAUUGGAGCACAAUAACAUCUUCAGCCUAAACGAUCGCGAAAAAAUCGACGGCUUCAUCAAAUCCUUCAUUCCCCUUUUCUUUGGUAUGAAUUCGCGGGAUGUGGAAGACACCGUCAAUAGCAUCGCCCGGAAAACGCCGGAUGAAGACCAAGACGAUGCACAUUCUCCGGCAGCUGGUGAAGGUACCUCAACCCGCAGCGGUCGACGUGCUCAAAGACAAGAUCAAGACCUUCUUAGAGAUGUUCUUAAGCGGGGAAAGAAUGGCAAAGCUUCCAGGAAAGAGAAAGAAGGGAGUGUGCCCUCGCGCGGAAGUAAAGAAUCUACUCCGGAGAUUGGACAGCAUGAUGCGGACAUCGAGAUGAGCAUUGACGGACCCGCAGAUCGCCCGAUUAAGGAGGAAGGAAAUUGGAUUGCAAGGCCGUUAAAGCAUCUCCCCGAUAUGAAGCCCGGAACCCCUACCUCUCAUGCUGAUGAGCCGAUGUUGCCUAUCAAAAGAAACAUCUACUCACUUUACUGCAACACAACCAUUUAUGGAUUCUUUAGAACCUUUCAGAUCCUUUGUAGCCGUUUAGCCGACAUCAAAGCGUCGGAGGCAGACAUCCGAAAAGACAUUGAAAUUCGCAAGCAUCAUAAGGUUGCAAAUGAGCUCAAUAUUGCGAACCAGCGUAUUGAGGAUCUAUUCGCAGACACUGGUCCAAACGCAAAUUAUUACUCCCAGGUUCUGGAUAUGUGUGAGAAAUUCAUUGAGGGUGACAUCGACUCCAAUACUUUCGAGGAAGGGCUCAGAUCAGUACGUAAUAUUGAGGGGAUGCUUGGCCCAGAUGAUAAUGUUUACCGAAUUGAUUGGCAUGAGGAUACAAAAGAAGCAACGAUCCGCUUCGUCCCCCGGAACGAAGUUACGGUCAACAAUGAUCUUGACAAAGAUGAGCGCUGGAACUACUACAUCCAAACCUAUAUGAUGGUUUCUCCCACGGAGGGAAUUCCGCUUGAGAAAUGUAAAAAGGUGUUCCUCCGUCGCAACCACCCCUCAGAAGAAGAUCUCCCAGAGUCAACUGGGUCUCCUCGUGAGGCCGCCAAUAAUGCCAUUGCAGAUGGUGCAUGCAAUGAGGAGAAUAUGGAAGUGCGGAUUUGCGUCAACACGUAUCGUCUCUUCUUCAUGCAGAACACCGAAGAUUUCAUAGUAAGGACAAGGAAGGAACGGAUGGCAAUGGGGUCAGAGCAGUUGGAAAGGGUAAAAGAGAAAAGGAAGAGGAGAUGGAGGGAGAAAAUUUUGGGAGAUGCAGCUUGGAUGAAAGGGCUAGAGAAGGAAGAGGUGGAUCGAAAGAAAGAGGAGUGGGACAGGUUUUUGAAGGAAGGGAACCACUCUGUAAAGGAUGUAGAUAUGGGUGGUAUCUAG
Morchella importuna is the source of this 4554-nucleotide messenger RNA. RefSeq lists its product as uncharacterized. The transcript is spliced from 10 exons. The record is from RefSeq and is a predicted model, not a curated record. Gene Ontology annotation, molecular function: transcription corepressor activity. NCBI's taxonomy places the organism in Eukaryota, Fungi, Ascomycota, Pezizomycetes, Pezizales, Morchellaceae. Gene Ontology annotation, biological process: negative regulation of transcription by RNA polymerase II. Gene Ontology annotation, cellular component: Sin3-type complex; chromatin. The coding region runs from base 1 to 4554 and encodes 1517 amino acids.